AGAAAAAUCAAUGCUUUUUCCGUUAACUGAGGCACAGCAGAUCCAAAUAGAUUCUAUAUGCAGUCAUACGGAUGAAGAGAGUAUUGUGAUCGACAAAUUUAAAAACCCCAUCCAAGUGAAGGUUCUUAAGAUACUCAAGUCUCAAAAUGAUUGGCUCAACGAUAAGAUUAUCAACUUUUAUGUGGAUCUAAUCAGCGAACGCUCAACCCGCACAUCCAACCCUUUACCGACUGUCUACACAUUUAGUACGUUCUUCGUCGAACGCUUUUUGACGGAUGGCUACAAAGGAGUUCGACGAUAUACGAAGAAAAUAGAUAUAUUUAGCUAUGAUAUGAUCUUGAUACCCGAAAAUAUUAAAAACAUCCAUUGGUGCAUGACGAUUAUCAAUUUAAAGGAGAAAACCAUCCGCUACUACGACUCUUUGGGCGGGGGCCACGAUUUGCUGCUACAAGCCCUCACGACUUACCUGGCAGAAGAGUCGAUGGACAAGCGCCACGUGGCAUACGACAUAAAGGAGUUUUCGCUGGAAACUGUUGAGGAUAUGCCACGGCAGGAGAACACUCACGACUGCGGGGUCUUUGCCUGCAUGGCGGCGGAAUAUGUGACACGCUGCCAGCCUCUGAACUUCACGCAAAAGGACAUCCCGAAUCUGCGCUCCAAAAUGAUUCUGGAAAUCUCCAGUGGCAGACUUUUGUAA
This is a messenger RNA of Drosophila persimilis, 697 nucleotides long. RefSeq names its product sentrin-specific protease 1. Gene Ontology annotation, biological process: protein desumoylation. The transcript has 2 exons. Bases 11 to 697 code for a protein of 228 amino acids. NCBI's taxonomy places the organism in Eukaryota, Metazoa, Arthropoda, Insecta, Diptera, Drosophilidae. The record is from RefSeq and is a predicted model, not a curated record. Gene Ontology annotation, cellular component: nucleus. Gene Ontology annotation, molecular function: deSUMOylase activity.